GCCCCCUCUCCAACUUCUCCUUCUCUCCCAACCUUGACGAUUCGGCGAAACUACUCGGCGCCGUCCUCUUUGCAACAUAUCUUCAUAUCUCUGACCGCUGGGACCUAAUAACGAACACUGGCUUGACCUGUUUAUACCCGCAUUUUUGUUUUGAUCCGUUCUUGUGAUCAUGACAGACUUAGAGCUACAGAGAGUCGGGGAACCAAUUCCCCCAGAUCCGGCUCCUCCAGACAGGUCAAUUUCGAUUCAUCAAAGAGUCCUGAGGCUUCCAAUCGAUAGCAUUGAGAUCUGGCAUAAUAUCGGUAUCGGGACUCGAAUCGGUACGCUGCGUCACGACCGUGUUCUCACAAUACUGCGUAAGGUUGGGGGAGUGGCCUCAACCAUCCUAUCUGUCUAUGUAGCGGUUGAGCACGAUGAGCCUAUUGCCCAGUUAGCGUACAACAGCCUGUGGUGUCUUACUUUCGCUGCGAAUAGUGCCCUCUUUCUUACAUGGCGUCACAUGUCCAGGAUGCAAAAUGUUUAUUCCAUUCUCUUCAUCGUACUUUCCUAUGCGACCCUGACCACACUACUAAAGGGUCCGGAGCUGGUCCUCAACAAGAUCCUUCCGAUGCUCCCUCUGGUUGUGGUUUUGGGCGCGUUCUUGUCCUCGCUCAUAUUGAGCACAUGGAAGGAAAUCAGCGGCUCACAAAAUCUGGACAUGGAGCACGGAGACCACCCUGCCUGGGAUGCGGUGGCUUCUUGUCUUGUCUAAGCCGAUCACAGGACAACGUCAUUGCCAAUGUGUUUGAUCUCCUUUAAGAUAGCGAAUAAUCACGCCUGGUAUGCCUACUAUUCGAUGCCUCGUUUCCUCAUGAACGGCUUCGAACUUACAUGGGACCUCGGUGUGCGACUUUGCAGAGGAUCGACAACACAGUUCAAUAAUAAAAGCAAAAAAAUUCAAAUACUACUCUGGGACAACUGCAAAUUUGGAACCGAAGUGACAGUGUUAUUAUCUUACAAAAUGCCGACAACACUAGGCAACUUCACUAA
Molecule: messenger RNA, 1029 nt
Organism: Colletotrichum godetiae
Lineage: Eukaryota; Fungi; Ascomycota; Sordariomycetes; Glomerellales; Glomerellaceae
Exons: 4
Coding region: 170-751 (193 amino acids)
Source: RefSeq, a predicted model, not a curated record